AUGGUCAACUGGAAUGACCCCGCGGCGAUCGCGAAUCAACUCGCUGCUCUGGAGAAGAUGUAUCUUGCGCUAUGUGGGGUGUACUUCUACGACUUCGUCUGCUCUUUACCCUUCGACUGGAGCCUUUUAACCGGAACGGAUGGCCUGCGGAAGCAGCAAGCUUCGCUGUGUGCGAGAGGCGUGAAAACGAUAUAUCUGUCCUGCCGGUAUCUCGUUCUCGCGUCAUGCAUCGUCCACACAUAUACCAACUUCCGCUCUGAGAGGAUGGAGAUACCAUGCUGGACGUUACUAAAGUUGUCGACGGGCACCGGCUUCCUAGGUGCGACCUGCUCGUCAGCCUUGAUUGCCAUACGUGUUUUGGUGGUCUGGACCUGGAAUCCGAAGGUGACAGCUCUCAUCGUUCUCGUACUUCUUGCCGUUUUCGGAACCGGGAUCCGCAUCGCCGCUUCCAUCUCAUCCUCCUACGACCCCUCCCUUCACAUCUGCAGCCUCGAACACGAGCGCUCGAACCUAGCGAACGUCAUCGCGCUCAUUAUCUGCGACUCCGUCCUGCUCGUCCUCUUACUACUCGGGCUGUACCGCUGGCACCGACCGAGGAGCGGUGUGCGCGCGUUCCAGUUGUGGUCGGUGCUUUGGAACCAGGGUGUGCUGUAUCUUGCGCUUGCAAGUGCGACGGAGGUUCCUGCAUUGGUGUUUCUGGUUUUGAACUUCAAUCCUGUCAUGAACACAAUGUUUCUGGGUCCGGAAGUUGUCAUAUUAGCACUCGCCGCAACGCGCUUCUACCGCUCGCUGACGACGUUCACGCCGAAUCGAAGCCAUCACGAAUACACGGAGACGAUUGCCUUCGCUACUGCCGACGUCGGCCAACCCAAAGAGUAUGAGAUUGAACUGCGCUCACGGUCCUCGACGCCGCUGGACUGA
Messenger RNA from Peniophora sp. CBMAI 1063, 921 nucleotides. Lineage: Eukaryota; Fungi; Basidiomycota; Agaricomycetes; Russulales; Peniophoraceae. The record is from the annotation of a GenBank genome assembly.